Necator americanus (New World hookworm) is the source of this 873-nucleotide messenger RNA. RefSeq lists its product as uncharacterized. Lineage: Eukaryota; Metazoa; Nematoda; Chromadorea; Rhabditida; Ancylostomatidae. The coding region runs from base 1 to 873 and encodes 290 amino acids. The transcript has a single exon. The record is from RefSeq and is a predicted model, not a curated record.
AUGAGAAGAUGUGAUACAACACCAGCUUUGACUAUCUUCGUCGCUUACGCUCCAACAUCAAGCUACGAUGAAGAAGAAGUCGACGUAUUCUAUAUGGACCUGGAGAAGUUCUACAGAGAAGAUCAUGCCUUCUACAAGGUCAUAAUUGGCGAUUUCAACGCCAAGGUUGGCCCAGGAAGAACGCCGGAGGGACUUCACAUCGGGACCCACGGCCUACAAUGGAAUGACCAGAGGGAGAAGCUCUCUGAGUUCAUCAUGACGACUAAGACCAUCCAUGGGAACUCGCAAUUCCAGAAGCCCUCCUCUCUACGCUGGACGUGGGAGUCACCCGGUGGAGGGUACCGUAAUGAAAUAGACCACAUCAUCGUCAAUAGAAGGUUCUGCCUGACGGACGUCGCUGUUAUACCAAAGUUCUAUACGGGAUGGGACCAACGCCUCCUUCGAGGCAGAUUUUCCUUUACAAGGAGAGCAGAGAACGCCGCCAAAUUCAGAGAGAGAAAUCCUAGGACUAUCAUCAACUGGGAUCUCCUCGCCACGCUAGCAGGCUUUUGGGAAGAUUCCGCAAUGGACAACAUCGACGAGGAAUAUGACCGGCUUGUUGAACACCUUCACGAUUGCGCGAAGAAGGCUGAGAGUUUUAAAACCACCAAGAGGCGCCUGUCUCUUGAAACUCUUGAGCUGAUACGCCAGCGUGGAGCAGCACGAGCCGCAGGGAACCAAGAACUCACGUCCGAGCUCGCAAAGCUUUGCAGAGAGGCGAUAAAGGAAGACCUCAAGGAUAUAUAUAUAUAUAUAUAUAUAUAUAUAGACAAGAGGAUGGAUUAUUUAGUUAUCAUAUCCAAAUUUAUUUUGAGGAAUUUUAGGACGUUUUAG